AUGGGCGCUCCGGCGGCGCCGCGGCCCCGCGGCCUCGCGCCUGCUGCCUGCUGCCUGGCGGCCUGCCUGCUCCCUCGCGCCGGGGCCCUGCCGGAGGCGGUCGUCCAGGGCUCGCCGCUGCGGGCCCUGGCGCAGCCGCACGCCGAGCUGGACCUCACCCGGCCCCCGGGCGUGGUGUACCCGCAGCGGUACCCCCCGAGGGACGACCCGCGGGAGCGGCCGCUGGCGGAGGCUCAAAAGAGUCGCGUCAACCAGGCCACCGGUGUGCACAAGGUGCAGCACGUUGCGCUGCUGAACAAGCCAGGGCUGUGGGCGAUCAUGGCCGCCAUCAUCAUUUGCAUCGGUUCGUCCGUCAUCAGGACGAUGGAGUUUAUCGAGGCCAGCGCGGAUCCCGAGCAGUGCUCGGUCCCUGGCUCCCUCUCCAAGGACUCCCUGGCGGGCGCCGACGAGGGCAGGGGCAAGGGCAGACAGAUCUUAGGCCUCACUCCGCAGAGCUUCCUCCGCCUGAUAGUCUCGAUCGUUGGGCUGAAUUUCGCGAUGCUGUUCUGGGGCAUCGCUCAGGAGUACAUGAUGACCACCGUGUACGAGGACAGCCUGGGCAACGAGGAGAAGAUGCCCAGCGCCCUGUGCCUGGUGCUCUUCAACAGGCUGUGCACCAUGGCGCUGGCUGGGAGCCUGCUCUGGGUCGAGAGGGGGCGCGCCGCUGUCCUGGAGCCGGUGAGCUGGAUCGCCGCAAUGCCCUCGGCCACCAACCUCCUGGCGUCCUGGUGCCAGUACCAGAGCCUCGCGUACGUCUCCUUCCCGCUGCAGACCGCGGCGAAGUCGGCGAAGCUUCUGCCGGUCAUCGUGAUCAGCACCCUCCGGGGCAAGCGGCACACCAUCCUGGACUACGCCGAGGGCCUGGUGAUCGUGUCGGCGCUCGUGGUGUUCGGCUUCGAGCUCGACGGCGGGAGCGAGUCGGUGGAGGUGUCCGGGAAGGGCCUGGGGGUGCUGUUCUUGUGCGGGCUGCUCUGCUUCGACUCGAUCACCCCGCACUUCCAGGACCACCGACUACAUGUUUCAGAAGCACCCGGAGAUGAGCUUGAUUCAGGCAACUUUCUUCAUGGCGAUGUCUGCCACUGGGAUAUGCUUCGCGAUACUCGUCGGCAACGGCCAGCUCGCGGCGUCGCUCAGCUUCUUCUACAGGCAUCCAGACGCUAUCCUGCAUCUGGUCGUUCUUUCCCUGUGCUCCAGCAUGACUCAAUUCAUGAUUACCUUCACUAUAAAACACUUCGGCCCCGUCGUCUUUAUUCUGAUUACCACGACGAGGCAGCUCAUCUCCGUGUGCGUGUCCGCUGUUCUUUUCAUGCACCAUAUCACCACUCUGGCGUGGCUCUCCGCGUUGGUGGUGUUCCUGACGGUAAUCGGCAGAGCGUUGCGGAAACCCACUACCGCGGGCACCAGGGCAGCGCCAGGGAUGCAGCCAGAUGCGGUGCCCGAAGUCGUUUACGCAGCUGGCCCUCCAACGAGGCAGCAGUCCCUGGUCGAUCUGCUCGCCAAUAA
Messenger RNA from Prorocentrum cordatum, 1542 nucleotides. The record is from the annotation of a GenBank genome assembly. NCBI's taxonomy places the organism in Eukaryota, Dinophyceae, Prorocentrales, Prorocentraceae.